AUGCGUAACGGAUACUUCAUUCACGCUCAGCGGAACGAACAUAUCCGAAUGCACCAGCUACGUUUAACUGGGUCGGGAAGUGAACAUGAUGAACGACCUAAGCCCCUGAGCUGGGCAGGAGGAGACGAAUGGCAUGGGGAAAGCAUCGAGGAUGUUGUGAAGAAAACCGGCUCCGUGCUCACCCCUUCAACACCACCGUACUUCCUGCUUUAA
Necator americanus (New World hookworm) is the source of this 213-nucleotide messenger RNA. RefSeq lists its product as uncharacterized. The transcript has a single exon. The record is from RefSeq and is a predicted model, not a curated record. NCBI's taxonomy places the organism in Eukaryota, Metazoa, Nematoda, Chromadorea, Rhabditida, Ancylostomatidae. The coding region runs from base 1 to 213 and encodes 70 amino acids.